This is a messenger RNA of Tricharina praecox, 972 nucleotides long. RefSeq lists its product as uncharacterized. Lineage: Eukaryota; Fungi; Ascomycota; Pezizomycetes; Pezizales; Pyronemataceae. The record is from RefSeq and is a predicted model, not a curated record. The transcript has a single exon. The coding region runs from base 1 to 972 and encodes 323 amino acids.
AUGGCGUCCACCUCGGACAUACCACCGCCCUCCUACCCCUCAGAAGCCGUGCCUGCAUACACCCCACCCUCGAGCAGCACCCUCCCCUCCUCCAGCGGGCCACCCGCCGCCGGCGACAGCAAGCACCCAAAGUUCUACCUACAGCGCGAAGAGAUCUACCCUUACCGGCACGGUCUAAUCCUCAGCUACCACAGCAGCGACCCGGCCCAGUGCCGGGCACAAUACGCAUACCGGCACCAGCGGCCGUCUACGGUAUCACUGCCGGGCUCGUCGAGCCCGCCGGACGUGACACUAUACCGGGGCGGGGACACGAACGGGCAAGUGCUCGGGACGGGGACACUCAAGUCCUUGAUCCUGGGGAAGGCACUCGCCGAGGUGCGGAUGUUUGCUGGCAGCGGCGCCGGCGCCGCGGUGGCAGUACAGAAGAUUGUGGUCGCGAAGCACAAGGAUAAGGCGGUGUUUGAGCUUUGCGGGCGGCGGCUGGCGUGGCAGGUCAGCGUGAGCCAGCGGCCGCCCGCAAACGCCGAGGAGCACACGGCGAAAAAUACCGUUGUCCCGGGGUCGGUGGAGGAUGAGGCACGGAAGGCGGGGUUGUCGGCUAUGGGUAGGUUUAAGGCCGCCAUGACCGAGAAGCCGUCGCUGCUGUUUAAUUCGUACCGCGCGGUGCUGGUCGAGGCGGAGCAGCCGGGGACCGAGCUGGCUGUCUAUGAUGAUAUUGUUCCCACGAAUCCGCCGUUCACGAGGGAGCUGAGGUGGAAGGAUGGACAUGCCGGCACGCUGGAGUUUUUGGAUCCGGCGGCAGCGCUGGAUGCCGCGUGGAGGGAUACGGCGCUCUUGGUGUUGCUGCUGAUGAAGGAACGCGCGAAGAGGGGGCUCAGCGCUGGGAAGGAGGGCGCUGGUUGGGGGUUUACGCCGUUUGGGAGCGGGCUUAGUGGUGGUGGAUGCGGCGGCGGCGGCGGCGGCGGCACCUGA